Molecule: messenger RNA, 1077 nt
Organism: Labeo rohita (rohu)
Lineage: Eukaryota; Metazoa; Chordata; Actinopteri; Cypriniformes; Cyprinidae
Gene: tmem223
Product: transmembrane protein 223
Exons: 2
Coding region: 134-895 (253 amino acids)
Biological process (GO): nervous system development
Cellular component (GO): mitochondrion
Source: RefSeq, a predicted model, not a curated record
GCAUAAACAUGGCGUCGACCUGGUGCUAUUCAAGUCGCUCGGCAUGUUAGAUAAUAAAAUACGUACAGAUAUGUGUCAUAUUUGAAAUGUCAGUAUUUCAGAGAAUUACUGAAAAUUAAUCUUUUGUUAAAUCAUGGGUAUUCAGUGUUUGUUGUUCGGUGUAAGAUCUUGUCGAACGUUUAUUUCAGCGUAUCGACUGACAGGUAUUCAGUCUUCGAGAGCGUUCGUGUCCACAGCGACCCAGUUCGUUAAAGUAAAUGAUAUCACAAACAUCUUGAAUCCACUACGUUGCCACGUACGCGUGAAUUCAGUCAGGAAUGCCUAUAACUUUACGUCUACUGCCGUCGCAAAGGACGUGAUUCUCUUUGAACACGACCGGACGCGUUUUUUCAGACUUUUGGCCAUAUUUUGUGCUGGCCAGUUUCUAUUCUGGGCAUAUCUGGCUCAGUUUGCUUUCACAAGUCUUCGAGACACAAGAAAAAAUAGUGGUGAUCUUAAAAACGUCAGAACUGAGUUAGGAGGGCUUUUCAGUUUUGAUAUGAAUCUUGGUUCAAAUGCCUGGAGGUAUGGAUUCACUCUUGGGUGUCUAGUUAUUGGCGGAGGAAUUGUUGGUGUGGCAAUAUUAUUCAGCCGUCGUUCUGUGAGUCGUGUAAUUCUGCAUAAGGGAGGUGGAAAAGUCACUGUAUCUACACAGUCACCGCUGGGACCUCUCAGAGCUCACCAUCUGACUGUGCCUUUGUCUCAAGUGACGUGUCAUGCGCACAGACAGGAAUCGCCUUCAUUUGUUCCUCUUAAAAUCAAAGGGUACAAGUUCUACUUCCUUUUGGACAAAGAAGGGACUCUGAACAAUCCUAAAUUAUUUGACAUUACUGUUGGGGCCUACAGGCCCUUAUAAUAUGUCAUUCACACCCCUGUUUGUCUGUGCUACACUAUGAAUGAAUCAUAAUCUGCCAUUCAUUUUGUUUUAUGUUUUGCCUACGGGGAAAAACAAGUGCUGAAUUUACAAGAGGAGUAAACUGUAUAACUUUUCUGUUCAUAAUAAAACUUUUUACCUGGGAUUUGUGCUGACAAGCUUAU